UGCCAUUUUCAACGCUUGAAGCGCGCCCGAACUAACAAUACACACGUCCGCACAGCGCAGGCCCUUUCACGACAUUAGUUUCACGUCGCGUCUACACUAUGAAAUUAGUUGCAUGACACUAAUUUGCAUGCAUGAAAUUAACGCAUGCAUUACGAAAGUAUUAAAUUACACGUGAAACUGUAGAUAAAACUAAUGUCACGAAAUUAAUUUCAUGCCACUAAUUUCGUAAUGUAAAUUCGCCUUUACUGUUUCAUAUCUGUGAAAGUGCACAAAUGUGAGAAAAUGAAACAAAGCUUCUCGGGAUCCUCCAAAAAGUCCAUUGAAAAAAUCUCAGUAAAUGACCACCAUUUUACUGAGAUUAUAUUUCAUCCCAUAUUAUCAUCUCAUCUCAUUUCACUUCAUUUCAUCCCAGUUGAUUAAUGUCUCAAAGUAAUCAUCUUCAUUUCAUUUCACUCCAUAUUAUCGUUUUUCAUAAAAAUAAGAAUAUAACAUCUUAAAGGUCUCAGUUACCAGGUCAUAAAAUCCCUUUAAAAAAACCAAACCGUCUAAUGUCUACUGAACAGAUUACAACAAACAAUAAACAAGUUUUAUUAUUAAUUAAUAAGUUCAUUUGUACCAGAAAAUGAACGCUCUUUUGGAUUAUGGAACAUCUUCCAGUAGUAGCAGUGAUGAAUGUGACGAGACAGAAGAAUCUACUACAGAGACUCCGAAGCAGAAAUUACCAAAACCAAGCUUGGGAGAAAGCACUAUUCAAACAUCAGUCUUUUCCAAUCCUUUUGUGGCAGCUGAGCAAGCGAAAGCAGCGAUCCUAGAAAAACAUGUGAAAAUGGUUCCAGGUAAAGAUGGAAUGCAGACUAUAAAUGGAAGGAAGAUAUGUUGGAAUCACAGAAAAGGAAGAUGUCGGUUUGGACAUAACUGUAAAUAUGCACAUGACACUGAUAUACAGAAGACACCAGAAGAAUUAGAGGCUGAGAAACAGCAAUACAAGUCAGUUAUUUUUGAAGGGGCAGGCACAAUGACAGCAGCACCGCCUCCUGAAGCAACACUGGAUCCAGUAUCUAAUACAGAUGAUGUAAUAUGGGAAGGUGGAGUCAAUAAAAAGAAACUCAAGCGUCCUGGAUUAAGUAAAAACUUAAUACCCAAUAAAAAAGUUAUCAAAAUGUACAAAGAACAGAAAGCUAGGGAUGGAAAAAAAAUAUAAUUUAUUAGUUUUAUAAA
Molecule: messenger RNA, 1218 nt
Organism: Bombyx mori (domestic silkworm)
Lineage: Eukaryota; Metazoa; Arthropoda; Insecta; Lepidoptera; Bombycidae
Exons: 4
Coding region: 623-1201 (192 amino acids)
Molecular function (GO): metal ion binding
Source: RefSeq, a predicted model, not a curated record